AUGAUGGAGGAGGACCCGCUGAUCCCGCUGGUGCACGUGUGGAACAACGCCGCCUUCGACGGCUCCAACUCCGCCUCCUCCAACGCCUGGCACGCGCACGCCACGCCCGUGCGCAGGGGCGAGAAGGAGAACCGCCGCCCCGCUGAGACCGACGACGCCGACGCCGACGCCGAGAUCGCGCGCAUCGAGGCCGAGAUCCUGCGCCUCUCCUCCCGCCUCCACCACCUCCGCGUCUCCAGGGGCCACGACGCCAACGCCAAGUCCACCGGGACGCGGCCGCGGGCGAAGGGGCUCGGCCUCGCCCCCCUCGACGACGACCUCCUCGCCGCCGCCGCGGACCCCGACAACCUGCUCCCUCUCCCGGAGAAGCAGCAGCCCCCGCCCCCCGCGCAGAAGCCCAGGCCCGCCGCCAAGCAGCAGUUCCCGGCGUCGCGGGGCGGCAGGGGGCUCAGCAUCGGCCCGCUCGACAUCGCCGCCGCGAACCCCGCCAAGGCCCCCGCCGCGCGUCAGCAGCAGCAGCAGCAGGGCGCUGCCCCCGCAAGCCACAUCCUGAAGCCGAUCAAGGAGCCGCCCGUGCAGCGCCGCAGGGGCGUCAGCCUCGGCCCGAUGGAGAUCCAGCACGGCAUCAGCGGCGGCACCAAGCCCGUGGCCGCGGCGGGCGCGGCGCGGGUCAAGCCGUUCCCCGGCAAGCUGAACGCCAUCCGCGAAGAAGGGCAGGCUUCCAGGCAGCAGCCCGCGGUCCCCGCUAAGCUCUGGCCGUCGAGCAACGCCAGGCAGCCGCUCGACAGCAGCAAGCAAGGCACGGCGGCGAGCAGGGCCAAGGCGAGGAGCUCCAGCAUGAGCCCCAGGGCGAGGAGGCAGUCCAUCGCCAGGGCCACGAACAGCACGAGGGGAGGCGUCGCCGCGUUCGGGGCCGCCAAGGUGGUGGCCGACGAGCCCACGCCCAAAGCUGCCAUGAACCAGAGCAGCACUGCGUCCACCUGCAGGAGGCCGGCAGGGAGCUCCAAGGUCCGGGUCGUCCCGAGCCGCUACAGCCUCAUGCCCGGCGCGUCCCUGGGAGCUGCAACACAGGAGAGGCGCCGCAAGGAGUCUCUCCCGGGAUCGACAGGGGGCGCAGGCCAGAAGGAGGAGGAGAUCAAAGCGAUGCCCACUGAGCCUGUCGACGAUGACCUCUCUCCUGAAUCACUGGACAAGGUUGCUGAACUGCUCCCGAGGAUCAGGACCAUGCCGCCUCCCGACGAGACUCCCCGCGACUCGGGGUGCGCGAAGCGGGCCGCCGAUCUGGUCGGGAAGCGAUCCUUCUUCGCGGCGGCCGCAGCCGGCGAUUGCAGUGCCAUUUCCUCCUACCAGGCGCGGGUCCUCGAAGCUGAAGCACCGGAGGAGGCAGCAGCAGCAGCAGAGGCCUUGGGCGAUGAGGCAGCCUCAGCAGGAGAGGCCUUGGGCGAUGAGGCAGCAGCAUGA
Molecule: messenger RNA, 1461 nt
Organism: Triticum turgidum subsp. durum (durum wheat)
Lineage: Eukaryota; Viridiplantae; Streptophyta; Magnoliopsida; Poales; Poaceae
Source: the annotation of a GenBank genome assembly